This is a messenger RNA of Drosophila obscura, 884 nucleotides long. Its product is annotated as mannose-P-dolichol utilization defect 1 protein homolog. The record is from RefSeq and is a predicted model, not a curated record. The coding region runs from base 18 to 776 and encodes 252 amino acids. Gene Ontology annotation, biological process: oligosaccharide biosynthetic process. The transcript has 2 exons. Lineage: Eukaryota; Metazoa; Arthropoda; Insecta; Diptera; Drosophilidae.
AAAAAAUAUAUAUUAAAAUGACUGAUAUUAUCAGGAAAGGAGCUCUGUUCCUAAUGAGCGAGAAGUGUUACGAUAACUACUUCCUGGAGCACGACUUCUUGGACAUUCCAUGUUUCAAGGCUUUGCUGAGCAAGGGACUUGGACUGGCUAUCAUUGCCGGGUCGGUGCUCGUGAAGGUCCCCCAGGUUCUGAAAAUCCUCAAUAACAAGUCCGGCGAAGGCAUCAACAUAGUGGGCGUUAUGCUGGAUCUGCUGGCUAUCUCGUUUCACAUGUCCUACAGCUUUAUGAAUGGUUACCCCUUCAGCGCCUGGGGCGAUAAUACCUUCCUGGCGAUUCAAACAGUGACGAUUGCGGUCUUGGUCUUGUAUUUCAGCGGUCGCAAGGCUCAGUCAGUGAUAUUCCUCCUGGCAUAUGCAGUACUUCUGUACGUGCUCAACUCUGGCUUGACACCAAUGAAAGCAUUGAUCACCAUCCAGAGCUGCAACAUUCCCAUUCUGUUGGUGGGCAAGCUGUCGCAGGCGUACACUAACUUCAAGGCUGGAUCUACCGGCCAAUUGUCAGCCGCCACAUGCAUCAUGAUGUUUGCCGGAUCGGUUGCUCGAAUCUUCACCUCCAUUCAGGAGACUGGCGAUCAAAUGAUGAUUAUCACCUUCUGCGCCUCCACAUUCGCCAAUGGAGUUAUUGUGACACAGCUUAUUUACUAUUGGAACAAACCGUCUAGCGCACAGGCCGCCAAGGCGAAGGCCAAGAAGCCCAAGAGCAAGAAGGUUGAUUAAGAGAUAUGGAUUAAAGUAGUACCUCGAAGCUCUUGAGUUGUAACAUUUUCUCGACAUUGUAGAACAAAUAUUCAAAUAUUAAAUAAAAUCAUUCUUAGUUUAUAAAAA